AUGAUCAAGACCCUUACAGCCGCUAUCACGCUGCUCGCAGCUGGCGGUGUGGUUGCAGUGCCUCACCCCGUCGCUAACGAAAAGCCGACCAGGACGCAGCCGCUCAGCAAACGCGCGACUACGGUAUGCGGCCAGUGGGACUCUGUCCAGACAGGGGGAUAUACCGUGUAUAACAACCUAUGGGGCAAAGAUUCGGGCACCGGGUCGCAGUGCCUGACCGUCGACGGCGUGUCCAGUGGCCUUCUCUCAUGGUCAACCACUUGGUCGUGGAGCGGCGGCCAGUAUAAUGUCAAGUCGUACCCCAACGCGGUUGUAUCCGCUCCAGCGGCCAGGCUGUCUGCCAUUUCGUCUAUUCCAACGCGGUGGCAGUGGAGCUACACUGGCAACAGCAUGGUCGCCAACGUCGCAUACGACCUCUUCACCAACUCAAACUGCGGUACGACGCCAGAGUAUGAGAUCAUGGUGUGGAUUGGGGCAUAUGGCGGUGCCGGCCCUAUUAGCCAGAGCGGGCAGCCCAUCGCCAGCCCCAACAUCGGCGGCGUCACAUGGCGCCUGUACAAGGGCUCGCACUCGCAGAUGACCGUCUUCAGCUUCGUUUCGCCCGGCCAGAUCACCAAUUACAGUGGUGACCUCGUCAACUUUGUGAGGUACCUCACCCAGUCGCAAGGCAUGCCGGCCUCGCAGUGCCUCUACUCUGCCGGCGCAGGCACCGAGCCCUUCACCGGCAGCAACGCGCGCUUUACCACCAGUGGAUACAGCAUGUCGAUUUCGACGAGCGGCAGCGGCGGUGGAGAGGGAGGAGGAGGCCCGAAUCCGCCAAGCUGUGCUGCUUUGUAUGGACAGUGUGGAGGUUCAGGAUGGUCGGGGCCGACAUGUUGUACCCAGGGCACAUGCAAGGCGGCCAACCAGUGGUACUCUCAGUGCUCAUAA
Molecule: messenger RNA, 930 nt
Organism: Pyricularia oryzae 70-15
Lineage: Eukaryota; Fungi; Ascomycota; Sordariomycetes; Magnaporthales; Pyriculariaceae
Product: endoglucanase
Exons: 2
Coding region: 1-930 (309 amino acids)
Biological process (GO): polysaccharide catabolic process
Cellular component (GO): extracellular region
Molecular function (GO): cellulose binding; cellulase activity
Source: RefSeq, a predicted model, not a curated record